This is a messenger RNA of Nerophis ophidion (straightnose pipefish), 12401 nucleotides long. RefSeq names its product junction-mediating and -regulatory protein-like. Gene Ontology annotation, cellular component: cytoplasm; nucleus. Bases 480 to 3083 code for a protein of 867 amino acids. NCBI's taxonomy places the organism in Eukaryota, Metazoa, Chordata, Actinopteri, Syngnathiformes, Syngnathidae. The transcript is spliced from 10 exons. Gene Ontology annotation, biological process: 'de novo' actin filament nucleation; Arp2/3 complex-mediated actin nucleation; positive regulation of apoptotic process. The record is from RefSeq and is a predicted model, not a curated record. Gene Ontology annotation, molecular function: transcription coactivator activity; Arp2/3 complex binding.
CCACAGUCUUUGAAGGCAGCAUCAUAUUAGGUCUGUGGUCCGGUCAGCUAUGUAAACAUGUCAAUGUUAUUAGCCAGGCUAACCACACAAGACAAGACGACUACACGGUCUUGGUCCGAUACCGUCGCUCCCUUUCGAUGUCGUCAUUCUACUGUGGGUUCGGGGUUUAUGGCGGUCAUGUUUUCGUCACUUUAGGGUGGGAAGGCUGAGGAGGAAGAAGUCUGCGGUAGUUGGGCUCAGAAAUGCUAGUGGUGUUAUGCUAUUGAUGAAGCUAACGGACACUGGCUGCUGGACAUCCAAGUGCACGAAAAUGACGCCGCUUUAUUCCAAAAGCACCGAAUGAUAACCGGCCGGGGUAGCGGCGUCGUCUCAGCGGUCGGCGAACGGCGUUAUAACCCCGCUACACGCACCGUUUGCGCCAGAGCAGCGGUGGUGCCUUCACUGCGCAUAGCCGUGUAGUUCCAUCACUUUGCGUAAAGAUGUCAUUCACCAUGGAGGAUCAUUUGGAGUCGGGCUGGGUCGCUGUCCGCCCCAAUGCGUUCGAGGAGAAGGAGAAGCAUAAAUUUGUCUUCAUCGUCGCGUGGAACGAAGUGGAAGGCAAAUUUGCCAUCACAUGCCACAACAGGACGGCGCAAAGGAGAAGCUUUGGCUGCGGCAGGGAGGAGGAUGGAGACAAAACAACAUGGCCGGUAACUAGUCCUGCAGGGGAUAAAGUGUCCCGGAGCCCUGGCUUAGGACCAAGAGAGACUGCAGUGCAAUGCCUUAAAAGCAAGCUUCCAGGUUCCAAACUAAGUCCUGUUAAAAUGAAGACUGUGGUGAACUAUGUGUCUUGUCAUGUUAGUCCCGAUCCCGAGGAGCUCUGUGUGGAUACUCCGGACCUGGAGGACAGUUUGAACCGGGAGGACUGCAGUUGGGCAGGACUCUUUUCCUUCCAGGACCUGCGGGCGGUGCACCAGCAGCUGUGUUCCAUCGACUCUGUCCUGGAGCCUUGUCUCCCUGUCUUUCCGGAGGAACCAAGCGGGAUGUGGUCGGUGCUGUUCGGGCUGGCCGAGGUCUCGGAGACUGAGAUGGAUGACCUGUGUUCUAAGUUGCAGCUCUACCUGGGCCACGCGCUCGACCUAUGCGGCUGGAAGAUCCUCUCCCAGCUUCUGUUCACUGAAAACGACGACCCGGAUGAGUACUACGAGAGCCUCAGCGAGCUAAAGCAGUCUGGCUUCGAGGAAGUGCUUCAGCAUGAAAGUAAACAUCUGCAGGAGCUGUUGGAAAGACACAGGAGCAUGGACAGCAUGGUAGACUUGUUGGAACUUUAUGAGGAAGAGGACCAGGCUUACGGAUGCUUGCUGGAGGCCUCCACGCAGCUGUACCAGUACCUGCUGCAGCCGUUCCGAGACAUGAGGGAGCUAGCAAUGCUCCGCAGACAACAAAUCAAGAUCUCCAUGGAGAACGACUACCUGGGCCCGAGGCGCGUUGAAGCCCUGAAGAAGGAAGACUCUGAUUGGCAGAGGAAAGCUCAGGAGGCAGUCCUUAUUAUCCAGGAAUUCACUGUAAAAUACUUUGAGACAACUGCGAGAGCGCAGAAAGGUGUUUAUGAGCGUAUGAAGGUGGACCAGCGCAAGUUUGGUAAGGCCUCGUGGACAGCAGCAGUGGAGCGCAUGGAGAGACUCCGCUACUCUGUCGCCAAGGAAACCCUGCAGCUGCAGAGAGCCCGGGAGAUCAGCCUGGAACAACAGAAGCACACGCUUAGAGAAGAGAUGCAGAACCUGUGUAGCAGCGAGCAUGCCAUGACCCUACUGGACCACAUGGAGUCCCAGUACUAUGAGCUACAGUUGCAACUGUAUGACAUCCAGUCGGAGAUCCUUCAGUGUGAAGAGCUGCUUCUCACAGCCCAGCUCGACAGCAUUCGAAGACAGAUGACAGAACGUCACAAUGAGGUGGUGUAUUACGACACCUUCGAAAGCGCAGCAGAUAUUACCCAAGAGGACACUGCAGAGAAGGAAGAACUGCACAGGCUUCAGGUCAGCGCACGGCGACUGGAGGCGCGAAGGGGACGCAUCACUGCCAAGCGCUCUUAUUUGAGGAGCAAGCGGGAGAUAUGCGUGUCAAACCACAUGGAGAAACAGCAGAUGCGGCAAAGCACGCAGAAAGACGUCUUAUCUCAGCACGUCUUACAGCUGAGGCUUGAUGAAGAGGAGGAUGAGAGAAAGAACAGCAGAGUGCGUCAAGAGAGGCAAAGGACUCUGGAUCGACUUCGCACUUUCAAGCAGCGGUACCCGGGUCAGGUGAUUCUGAAGUCCACUCGAAUGCGUGUGGCCCACAGCAGAAGGAGAGAGCGGGGAAAGAUCGUAACAACGGAUGCCGGAAACGAGAGGGAGGAGCGUUCCGACCACGUUAGCACACGGAGUCCGGGCAAGCGGCCCUUGUUCCUCAGCACCAGCGUGCAGACGGACCUCAGCUCCGCGCUCACCAGCCAGCCUGUCGCAGGCCUGGCAGCGUCACUUCCUCCACUGCCUGUGCCCAGUCCCGCUGAUUCCUUCUGCUCUCCCUGCUCCCUGUCUUCCCUGCUGGCAUCUCCUGCAUCACCGCCACCUCCGCCGCCUCCUCCGCCUCUCCUGCCAAUACGGGAGCAGGUGUCCCCCUCGGAGGAGAAGAGUGGUGCAGAAGUGCUUCCUCUCUCUCCGCUCGGCCCCUUCCACCCUCGCUUCUUUGACAGCAGCCAGCUGGUGAGCGCCCGCAAAAAACUAAGGAAGACUCCAGAGUUUGACGGCCGCAACAGACGAGCGAGUUCCCCCAUGGACGAGGUGCUGGCCUCCCUGAAGAGAGGCAGCUUCCACCUGAAGAAGGUGGACCAGCGGCCCCUUCCUCCUCCCGCCGACAGUGACGAUGACCCUAACAGCAUCUUAGUACAGAUCCGCAAGGGGGUCAAGUUGAGGCAAGUCCCGCAGAAAGAGAGGAAAGGUCAGGACGAGGCUGCCAGUGACCCUCUUACCAGAAGCAUCUAUGAGGCACUCCGCCGUAUCAAAGAGGCCUCGCCGGAGUCAGACUCUGAUGAUGACGGGCUGGGCGGCCCUGACUGGGAAAGCUAGAGUUUCAAGCUCAGAUGCAACACAUUCCUCUACACUAUCAGAAGUAGGAGUACAGUAGGAGUCCAUUUCUUUUCCUUCAGGUACACAAUCUACACUCAUGUACCUCAAUGGAAGUAUUACAAAGUCACACUUUAUCGAGUGUCAAAAAGUUAAAAAUAUGCUCCCAAACGGCAAAAAGACGCUUCAGUGACAAUAUAUUAUUUCUGUGUUGUGUCCAUAUACACACACGUAAGCGCGCGCGCACACACACACACAAACACACACACACAGUACUAGGGGGUCGUCAUACUGCUCAUCUAAUAAGGUGGUCAAAGGUAAUUUUGUUUUUGCACGCUGCGGUGACCAUCAUAAUCAUUUGUACUGUAUUUUACAAACCUUGUUUCCAUAUGAGUUGGGAAAUUGUGUUAGAUGUAAAUAUAAACGGAAUACAAUGAUUUGCAAAUCAUUUUCAACCCAUAUUCAGUUGAAUAUGCUACAAAGACAACAUAUUUGCUGUUCAAACUGAUAAACAUUUUUUUGGUGCAAAUAAUCAUUAACUUUAGAAUUUCAUGCCAGCACACGUGACAAAGAAGUUGGGAAAGGUGGCAAUAAAUACUGAUAAAGUUGAGGAAUGCUCAUCAAACACUUAUAUGGAACAUCCCACAGGUGUGCAGGCUAAUUGGGAACAGUUGGGUGCCAUGAUUGGGUAUAAAAACAGCUUCCAUGAAAUGCUAAGUAAUUCACAAACAAGGAUGGGGUGAGGGUCACCACUUUGUAAGCAAAUUGUCGAACAGUUUUAGAACAACAUUUCUCAAUGAGCUAUUGGAAGGAAUUUAGGGAUUUUACCAUCUACGGUCUGUAAAAUCAUCAAAAAGUUCAGAGAAUCUGGAGAAAUCACUGCACGUAAGUAAUGAUAUUACGGACUUUUGAUCCCUCAGGCGGUACUGCAUCAAAAACCGACAUCAAUCUCUAAAGUAUAUCAUCACAUGGGCUCAGGAACACUUCAUAAAACCACUGUCAGUAACUACAGUUGGUUGCUACAUCUGUAAGUGCAAGUUAAAAGUCUACUGUGCAAAGCCAAACCCAUUUAUCAACAAUAUCGUGAAACGCCGCCGACUUGGCUGGGCCCAAUCUCAUCUAAGAUGGACUGAUACAAAGUGAAAAGGUGUUCUGUUGUCUGACGAGUCCACAUUUCAAAUUAUAUUUGGAAAUAUGGUGUACUCCAGGACAAAGAGGAAAAUAACCAUUAGGAUUGUAAUAGGCACAAAGUUGAAAAGCCAGCAUCUGUGAUGGUAUGGGGGUGCAUUAGUGCCCAAGGAAUGGGGAACUUACACAUCUGUGAAGGCACCAUUAAUGCUGAAAGAUCCAUACAGGUUUUGGAGCAACCUAUGUUGUCAUCCACGCAACAUUAUCAUGGACGCCCCUGCUUAUUUCAGCAAGACAAGUGUUAAAACAGCGUGGCUUCGUAAAAAAAGAGUGCGGGUACUUUCCUGGCCCGCCUGCAGUCCAGACCUGUCUCCCAUUAAAAAUGCGUGGCGCAUUAUUAAGCGUAAAACACGACGGCGGAGACCCCGGACUGUUGAACGACUGAAACUCUACAUAAAACAAAAAUGGGAAAGAAUUCCACUUUUAAAGCUUCAACAAUUAGUUUCCUCAGUUCCCAAUUUUUUAUUGAGUGUUGUUAAAAGAAAAGGUGAUGUAACACAGUGGUGAACAUGCCCUUUCCCAACUACAUGGCACGUGUUUGUUAUGAUCCGCUGCCCGGAUCAUAUUAUGUUUUAGGUUUUGUUCUGCUAAUGUUUGCCUUAGUUCCUGGAUGCACUUCCUUGUUUGUUCUGUCACCAUAGUAACGUAUUAUUUUCACCUGCUACUUGUUUCCGGAGGCACACCUGUUUUUGUAAUUACUGUCCUGAUUUAAGCCUGCCUCCUUUGUUCAUUUACCUUGCUUCCUAGUUUGUGUUCUCACAACAAGUGACGACGUUUUGUCCCCGGUUUUCUAUUUCUGCCUGCGUCCAUGCUAAGCCCCAGUUGUUUUUCUAGCUCCUAGCUCUUUUGGUUUGCCUUUUGUGCCUUGUGCAAGUUUGUUUUUUUCAUAGUCUGAUUUAAUGUCUGAUUUAAUUUUAAUAAAUCAUUGUUUUUUACCUUCACGCUGUGUUCGAAGCUCGACUGCAUCAUUGAGAGAACGACUCCGCAUAACGAUGCCAUGCAAUCGUUACAGUGUUGCAGCCAUGAAAUUCUAAGUUAAUUAAUUUUUGAAAAAAAAAAAAAUAAAGUUUAUGAGUUUGAACAUCAAAUAUCUUGUCUUUGUAGUGCAUUCAAUUGAAUAUGGGUAGAAAAGGAUUUGCAAAUCAUUGUAUUCCGUUUAUAUUUACAUCUAACACAAUUUCCCAACUUAUAUGGAAACUGGGUUUGUAUUUCAAAAGUCCCACUACUGUACAUUGAUGCUAUACUUAUUUGUGAUUAUACCUUUGCGCCACGUUAUUUACUAUUUUGAACUAUCGAGGUUAGGGGUGUCCAAAGUGCGGCCCGCAACACAUAUUUAAAAUGCUAUUACAAAAAACCCCAUAGACAAGUGGAACAAAAGAGCAAACAGGUGCAUCGUAAUGAGAAAAUUUUACUAUAGUGACACCAAUAACACAAAGCUGCCAUGCAGGCAGUUUUUUUUUUACUUUAAAACUAGAAUGGCUCGAAAAAAAAAAAAAAAUUAUAAUAGACAGAUAGAUCUGAAGUUGGUCUGGACCAGCGGUUUUCAAACUUUUUUUUUUUUUUUUUUUUACCAAGUACCACAUCAGAAAACACUUGGCUCUCCAAAUACCACCAUAAUGGCCAACAUUAAAAUACGGUAGCAUAGUAGGACUAAGUAUUCAUUAAAAACAAAGCAUACGUUUUAUUUAACAAGUGUAUUUGAUAUUUUCGGCCACAGUAACAUUACAUGCAGUUUGAUCAAGUAACACUGUGUUUGAAUAUUUGGCACAUCACUAGAUAGAGCCAGUGUACCAAUGGUGAUACACAUACCACUGUUUGUUUGAUCUAGAAAUUUAAGCAUUGAAAGUUAAACUAAUAUAUAUGGAUGCAUGAAACACUUUUAUGUGAGGAGUGCAUCUCUGGCCUUUAUUCUGAUUGUCAUUGUUUGAAAAGUAAUAAUGAACCAAAAGCAAUUUUGUUAUGAAUUAUUUAUCUUUUUAAGGCUCUGAUUACUUAAAAUCAAAUAUUCCAGUUUGAACAUUUUUUGUGGAAAAUAUUGCAUAUUUUAUGGUUUUGCCCAAAAAAAUCUUGGUUUUCUUUGAUAAAAAGGGCAUGAAAGGUGAAAAAAAAAAUGUAAAGCUUUAUAUCAACGAAUAAAUCAGAAGUUAGCGUUAAAAAUCUAUGACUUGUUUUUAACACAUUAAUGACUGAGACCUUUUUGGGUCUCCAGAACCUUUAACAUUUACCAACAUCGAGGGUAGCCCUACUGGUCACAAUAAAUAUUGUAUUGGUUUUGACUAUGAAAACUAUCAAAAUGGACCCCGCAGGCUUUUUUUUUCAGCGUGCGGCUAUCAGUGGAAAAAGUUUGGACACCCCUAAUCUCGGACGUCCAGCCUAAGGAUGCUGGAAUUAAUUUUAGCAAGCCCUAGCUUUAAUGCUAAUGAGCUGUGCUUGUUCACACUUAAUUGUCUCUAGGAAGCGCUAUUGUGCACUUUAUCCACUUUUUCACCUCACUGUAACUCUGCACCUGUCCAACGUAAUAGACAACAUAUAUCACAUACGAUAACGCAACGCUAAGGAGUGGGGAAAAUGUUAGCAACUUCCCCAUAUAGCUUUGUUAGCUACGAUGCUAACAUUACAUCCCAUUUUUACUGCAACAUCGUGCUGGGUUGGCAUAUUUGCUGAAAACAAAAAAACAACCUAACUUACAGCUCCCACGUCUGUAUCUGGCUGAUGGGCAGUUGACAUAGCUCCAAGCUGUAUUUUAAGAUAUGUAGUGAAGCCUUUAAACAAAGCCUGUUAUCGUGCUAACUUUUAAGCGUAGACAGAUUCAACCAAAUUAUGUCUUAAAGGCCUACUGAAAGGAGAUUUUCUUAUUCAAACGGGGAUAGCAGGUCCAUUCUAUGUGUCAUAAUUGAUCAUUUCGCGAUAUUGCCAUAUUUUUUGCUGAAAGGAUUUAGUAGAGAACAUCCACGAUAGAGUUUGCAACUUUCAGUCCAAAGAGAAAUGCCCUGCCUCUACCGGAAGUCGCAGACGAUGACGUCACAUGUUGAUGGCUCCUCACAUAUUUACAUUGAUUUUAAUGGGAGCCUCCAACAAAAAGUGCUAUUCGGACCGAGAAAACGACAAUUUCCCCAUUAAUUUGAGCGAGGAUGAAAGAUUCGUGUUUGAGGAUAUUGAUAGCGACGGACUAGAAAAAACAAAAAGUAAAAAAAAACAAAACGCGAUUGCAUUGGGAUGGAUUCCGAUGUUUUUAGUGAGACAUUUACUAAGAUAAUUCUGGGAAAUCCCUUAUCUUUCUAUUGUGUUGCUAGUGUUUUAGUGAGUUAAAGAGUACCUGAUAGUCGGAGGUGUACGUCCACGGGUGUCUUGACGCCAAUGUCUCAGGGGACUCGACGGCAGCUUUAUGGACGGCACAAGCUCAGCCUUUCUCCGGUAAGAAGCGACUUUUUACCACAAUUUUCUCACCGAAACCUGCUGGUUGACAUUCCGUCGUGAUUCAUGUUUGCUUGACCGCGUUCUGUUCCAUACUAAAGUUUCACCUGCAGGAAUUUUAAACAAGGAAUCACUGUGCGUUUGUGUUGCUAAAGGCUAAAGCUUCCCAACUACAUCUUUCUACUGUGACUUCUCCAAUAUUAAUUGAACAAAUUGCAAAAGAUUCAGCAACACAGAUCUCCAAAAUACCGUGUAAUUAUGCCGUUAAAGCAGACGACUUUUAGCUGUGUGUGUGUGCAGCGCUCAUACUUCCUAAAAACCCGUGAUGUCUUGCGUACACGUUAUCAUUACACGACAUUUUCAAGACGAAACUCCCGGGAAAUUUAAAAUUGUAAUUUAGUAAACUAAAAAGGCCGUAUUGGCAUGUGUUGCAAUGUUAAUAUUUCAUCAUUGAUAUAUAAACUAUCAGACUGCGUGGUGGGUAGUAGUGGGUUUCAGUAGGCCUUUAAGAAUGAUUUAUAAAUUGGAGUCAUACGGAUUAUAAGAGUAAAACAGCCACUGCAAUACCAUGAACCCUUAUGCGUUCGUCACCAUCUUUUUUUCCCUGCAAACCUAGGAGGCGGUACAAGGUGUGUCGUCCCCUUACGUGUAUCGACAGAUAUAAAAGCCCACCGCUCGUCUAAUCUGACAUGGCACACAUGCAGCAAAUCCUUUAGUAUGUCACAUUGGAUUCCUGCCCCUCCCCCUCUUACCCUCACACCCAUGUUGCCUCAUCCGUGCAGGGUGGAUGACCAUCUGCUGAACUGCACUCAACUGUACUAUGAAGCUGCGGCCAUGACUUUGCAAACGAGCCCCCGAUAGGAGAUUCCCAAUAGGCUCUUCCAGGCUAAGGUGGCAGUGACUGACACUCACCGCCUCUCCCUUCACAGAUUAGGCAGACACAGAAGAAAAACAUUACUCACGUUGUUGCUGCAAGUAAGAAGACAAAAAACUCCUACACGCUAAGUUCUAAGUGGAAAACUUGUAGCGAUUUUACUUGAAAGGAGAAGCUUCACCAUUGUUUAUGUUAGUAUGACACCUUGCCUUUACACCUCCAGGAGGUUACGUUGGCUCUUGUUGUUCCUUUGUGUUACAGACCAAGUGUUCCCACCUGGGACCGGAUCCAGGCAGAUCCCAAAUACUAUAAAAUUGUGUGUGUACAACAGUGAGUAUUCAUAAACUGCGACUCGAGGAAUUGCAGAAUUCACUCAUGUGUCACGAAUUACACACUUAACGUGCUUUUCUUAUGAUACAGAGUCCUCACAAGAAUUACUGAGGUAGAGAUUUUAACAAACAAUGCAGUUUGUCAGUCUAAAAGCAUUUCAUAAUCAAGUGUCUAUGUUUAUUGACUCCAAGUCGGGCUAUUCAACUGGUGGUCCAGGAAUGACACCGUACCGGCCCACAAGUUUAGUUCAAAACUUUGAAGACAAUUGCUUUUGCAACAAAUUCCUGAAAACCCUAGAGUUCUCCUGUUGUACAGAGGAACUUGGACAUCUGUGCACACAUUGACAGAUCCUUGCAUUGACAUGUUUACUUUGCUUGCAAACAUAGAACGCUAGGGUCCGAACAUGUGAUUUACAUCACUGAGGCGUUCCUCAAGGCACCCCUUUAAUCCACAUUUUUUUGGCAGUUACACAUUUUACAAGUUAUGUAACUAAGCUGUUUCUAUAGCUUGUUUACUUCAGAGGCAGUCAGUAUUUAUUUGUUCAACUUAUUUGGUUAUAGGGCUUGAAAGUGUGAUGUGGAAACGCAAUGCAUUGUAGGUCAUGCUGGACUCCUAAAGGCCUACUGAAACCCACUACUACCGACCACGCAGUCUGAUAGUUUAUAUAUCAAUGAUGAAAUAUUAACAUUGCAACACAUGCCAAUACAGCCUUUUUAGUUUACUAAAUUGCAAUUUUAAAUUUCCCGGGAGUUUCUUGUUGAAAACGUCGCGGAAUGAUGAAAUGUACGCGUGACGUCACGGACUGUUGGGAAAUAUUAGUACUGCGCACACACACAGCUAAAAGUCGUCUGCUUUAACCGCAUAAUUACACAGUAUUUUGGAGAUCUGUGUUGCUGAAUCUUUUGUAAUUUGUUUAAUUAAUAUUGGAGAAGUCAAAGUAGAAAGAUGGAGUUGUGAAGCUAUAGCCUUUAGCCACACAAACACUGUGAUUCCUUGUUUAAAAUUCCCGGGGGUGAAACUUUACUAUGGAUCAGAGCGCGGUCAAGAGAACAUGGAUCCCGACCGCUUGUGAACCAGCAGGUUUCGGUGAGAAAAUAGUGGUAAAAAGUCGCUUCUUACCGGAGAUCAGCUGAGCUUGCGCCGUCCAUAAAGCUGCCGUCGAUUUCCCUGAGACACUGGCGUCAACACACCCGUGGACACACACCUCCGACUAUCAGGUACUGUUAAACUCACUAAAACACUAGCAACACAAUAGAAAGAUAAGGGAUUUCCCAGAAUUAUCCUAGUAAAUGUGUCUAAAAAAUGCUAUCGUAUUUUUUUUAAUCUUGGUUUUUUUCUAGUCUGUCGCUAUCAAUAUCCUCAAACACAAAUCUUUCAUCCUCGCUCAAAUUAAUGGGGAAAUUGUCGUUUUCUCGGUCCGAAUAGCUCUUUUUGUUGGUUGCUUCCAUUAAAAACAAUGUGAGGAUGUGAGGAGCCAUCAACGGGUGACGUCAUCGUCUGUGACUUCUGGUAAAGGCAGGGCUUUUCUAUUAGCGACUAAAAGUUGCGAAAUUUGUCGUCGAUGUUCUCUACUAAAUCCUUUCAGCAAAAAUAUAGCAAUAUCGCAAAAUGAUCAAGUAUGACACAUAGAAUGGACCUGCUAUCCCCGUUUAACUAAGAACAUCUCAUUUCAGUAGGCCUUUAAUCGCUUAUUUACAUGGUAGAAUGCAAGGCUCCGUCUUUAUGUUGUGUUUUUUCCCCUUUAACAAGUUAAAAAAAUGGCACGAACGUGCAGCAUCAUUGACUGCCACAAUCGUGGUCAUGUUGACAUCAAGGAAAAAAAGGAUUUGGCGAGGUUUUUCUCAUUUCCACCGUGAAAGCAAUGGUGAGAUUUUUGUUAUUUCCAACGUGAAAUCAAAGCCGAAAGAAGUCGGGGUUUGAAGCUAAUAAAGAAAACGGCAAAUAGCCGGGAUAUCAGCCGUGGGACAAUCAAACAUGACUUUUCCAGCCAUCACCUGGUACAUGUUAGUGUGUUCACUGCAUUUGCACACUGGUAAUUUGAGUCAAAGCAUGUUUCAUGCAGUUAGACCAUGUAGCAUUUAGCCAAGCUAGCAGUCGGCUACAAAAAAAGUACAGUAUUUUUUAAAAAGCAAGUUUUCUGUUUACUUUUCGUCUUGGGUAAGCACAAAAAUAAAUGAGCAUUAUUUUCGAAGAAGUAACACAACAAUCAAAGUAUUUCAAAGUAAUAAUGGACUUGUUUCUUCAAUGAAAAUUGCUUAUGAAAUAAGGCUGGGCACCCUCAUUCCAUCUCAAACACGUGAGGGAUAAAAGCUGAGGGUUACGUGCAAUUUGAACAGAGGUCAAUGACCCUAACAGACUUUCUUUACAGCUAUAAAAGUUAAGUUAAAUUACCAAUGAUUGUCACACACACACACACUAAAUUCGGCAAAAUUAUUCUCUGCAUUUGACCCAUCACCCUUGAUCACCCCCUGGGAGGUGAGGGGAGCAGUGGCCAGCAGCGGUGCCGCGCCCGAGAAUCAUUUAUGGUGAUUUAACCCCCAAUUCCAACCCUUAAUGCUGAGUGCCAAGCAGGGAGGUAAUGGGUCCCAUUUUUAUAGUAUGACUCGGCUGGGAUUUGAACUCACAACCUACCGAUCUCAGGGCGGACACUCUAACCACUAGGCCAUAAAAAUUGACUCUGUCGGUGAAAAAUAGACAAUUUUCCUUUCGACAAUGCUGGCAGCUUACUCAAAUCUUUUGUCCAUUGGACGUGCUCAUAUGGAUCAAUUCCAUCAAUUGUACCUAUCUUUUAGAGCUAGUGAGCCUUUGGAAUGGGGUAAAGUUUAUCUCAGUGCGGUACGAUUCAUUUGAAUUCAGUUUGUUGCUCUCUCUCUCACAUUAUCGCAGGUACAGUACAGCCAUGUGAACAAACCCUACUUCAAACAAAAAUGGUUACCCGUCACCCACAGUGCAUUGCAAAAUCACAUGCCCUUUCAAGCCUUUUACCAGUGGUGUUCCUCAAAGUUCCAUUUUAGGUCCUCUCCUUUUCACCGUUUAGGCUAUAAAACUGGAGCCCCACAAUUUCUGUUAAAAAAAACCACAUUUUUGCAGAAGGUAUUUAAAAAAAGCUAAAUGCUCCUGUAAUGUCUCUGGAAUAUACAAACUAAGACUAAUAGGGAUGGUCCUUAGCUUUCUGGAAAUGUGGCAUCCAAAACAAUUCAGUUAAAUAUCCUUGCUUUAAAGGAUCCUAAACAGGAAUUAUGACAAUUCAGAUCCAUCUUAUUUCUUAUCUAUUAUGUAACCUUAAUGCAGUUCUUCAUGUAUUUGCUUUGCAUGCCUCGUAUUACCUCCUUAUUGUAUUUACCGUAUUAUGCAGGCGGACUAUACAGGGCCCCCACACCAAUAAUAUAAGGAACUGCACUCAAACAACACAACUGAAUGCUGCAGUUUUUACACACAUUUCCCCCAGAACACACUUGUUUUGUUCUUUGUUUUGUCCUGCAUCCAAAUAAAACCUUGCAAUGUUGUGUUUCAGA